Malaya genurostris is the source of this 12462-nucleotide messenger RNA. It is a transcript of the gene Megf8, whose product is annotated as multiple epidermal growth factor-like domains protein 8. Gene Ontology annotation, molecular function: protein binding; calcium ion binding. The transcript is spliced from 5 exons. The record is from RefSeq and is a predicted model, not a curated record. NCBI's taxonomy places the organism in Eukaryota, Metazoa, Arthropoda, Insecta, Diptera, Culicidae. Bases 496 to 9069 code for a protein of 2857 amino acids.
AUCGUGAAAACAGAAAAUUUCUAGUUUUCCUAUUCUCAAUAGCUUUUACUAUAUCAAACAUAUCAAAAUUCACGUUUUAGACGUCUCUAAAGCGAUUUUAAGUGAUUAUUCGUUGAUUCGUUUAUUUGAACAAGUUAUUUGUAGGUGAGAUUUGAGUUUACACUUAAAGUUAAUACAGGAAUUCUGAAGCGUUUCAAACUUGUGGCAUUUUGUGAAAUAGAGAAUUUGUGUUUUUAAGUUUGUUUUUACUGAAUCGAAGCUAAAAAUUUACAUUUGGUGUUGGAAAUAUUUCUAAUGUAAUAAUGACUGUUUGUCAGCCUCGCACAUCGAUAGUAAACAAUAGCAAACGUCAGAAUUGAAAAGUGGCUAAAUAAAGAUAAUUUACUAUCAGCUUAAUCUUUGAUAAGAGUAUGCGGAAGUAUGCAAAUAUUAUCGUAAUUGUUAUAUAAACAAGGUUUGUGCUGCUUCCAACAAGAGAUCUUAGCAGUAAAGAGAAUGCAUAUUUGGUUGCUUUUGUUGUGCUGCCUUCGUUUUGCUACAGUUUGUUUAACUCUUGCAAAGAACCAUCAACAACAAUCUUGCGAUAAAAGUAGACGAGUGUUCACUGAUCUAUAUGGCGAAAUCAGUGAUGGUCCGUCUGGAUUCAAUUACACGCAGGAUUCGCAUUGUGAAUGGCUUAUUCGUGCCCAAAACAAGAAUCAGUUUAUUACACUAACUUUCAGGAGCAUGGGAACUGAAUGCUCGUUCGAUUACAUAUUUAUUUAUGAUGGCGAUUCGUUUCGAUCUCCGCUACUUGGUAGUUUUAGUGGCAAAACCGAGCCGCAAAGAGUAGUUGCUUCGUCAGGAAAUAUGCUAGUGCUUCUAUACAGUGAUACUAACUACGUAUUGGACGGAUUUAAAGCAGAGUUUUCAGUUACUAAUUGUCCCAAUAACUGUACCAAUCAUGGGAAAUGCGUUGAUCACGUAUGUAUAUGUGAUGAUAAAUGGGUUGGGAACGAUUGCAGUCUUGAUGCUUGUCCAGAAGGCUGUGGAGAAGAGGAAGGUAAAGGCGUUUGUAAAAAUGCUCGAUGCGUUUGCUCAAGCGAAUAUUCCGGCCAGUCGUGUAGUUUGCACAAAAUCCGUCCUAUUGCAAAUGAGUGGCAUUGGCUAUCAAAUUCGAAAAAUGGAUUAGCUCCGCGUGCCACACAUAGUGCAAUAUAUUAUGCUCCGACUGAUUCAUUAUACGUGUUUGGAGGUUAUAAUUUGAACAAAGUGUUGAAUAGCUUGCAUAUAUAUCGCUUGGAGAAAAGUGUUUGGGAAAACGAAUGGGGUGUAACGUUGGGAAGUGAAGAGUUGCAGUCCGUUGCUGAAAUGAAUGGUAAAGCUAGGAGAGGAAUGUUACUUUCUGAAGAAGCGAGUGAAGCACUGGGACUUAAAAGAGAACCAAAUUUCUUCAACAAUUUUAUUUAUUCUUUAGCGGAUAAUAGAACUGGCCCGUUUGGUGCAGUGUACAAUGAUAGUACUCGACCAGCCCCAAGAUUCGGACAUGCUGCGUGCGCCGUGAAGGAUGGUUUUGUAGUUUUCGGUGGAAAACUUGCAGACGGACGAUUGUCAAAUGAUUUAUGGCUGUAUAAUAUCAGUGCAGCUGGUGGAACAUGGUCGAAGAGAGCAACUAACUCCAGUUUUAAACCUCCAGCACUUACCAGACAUACGUUAACACUUGCUGACAACUAUCUGUAUGUAUUUGGGGGAGCAUUAGAAAAUGGAGAAUUUUCCUCUAGACUGUUCAGAAUAAGAUUGUAUUCCAACUCAUUCAAAGAACAAUGGGAAGAAGUUAUUCCGCGAGGUGGGAAAACUUUGGAUCUACGAACUGUAGCUCAUACCACAUCGUAUCACAAAUAUACCAAUUCUUUGAUCGUAUAUGGUGGUGUUGUGGCAGGAGUAGCACGAUUUUCGAAACUAUCAGAUCGCAUGUUUACAUUUCAAUUGGAUAAUUUGCAUUGGACUGAAAUAAUGUAUCCAAGAACGCCUUUAAGAGAUGCCUAUAUUCCUAGAGAGCGAGCCUUCCACACUACAACAAUUAAUGGAAAUUAUCUUAUCGUCUUUGGAGGUUACUCUCAUCGACACAAUAAGGAGGAAAUUUGUUAUGACAAUCAAAUGUACCUUUACCACCUAGGUUGCCACAAUUGGAUCAAUCAAGAUGUAUUGGGAACGAACAAGAAAUCUCGAUAUCCCAAACAGCAGGGUGUAUUUGCUCAUGCGGCAGCAAUAAAGAAUGGUAAUACUUUGUUCUUGGUAGGAGGAUAUCAUGGAAAUGUUAAUGGAGACUUACUUGCUUACACGUUACCACCGAUGCUAGUAGUGACCAACGACAAGACUUUUGAACCGGAAGCGGCAUGUUCGAAACAUUCUUCUGUUAUCGAAUGUUUGUCAGAUCCUGAGUGUGGCUGGUGUUCGGCAGAUAGUGUGUGUUAUGGUAGAACAAUAGGAGCUAACUGUACGACAAAUCUUCAAACAACUAGAUGCCGUGGUAUUUGUCCGUCACUUGGAGAUUGCCAUUCAUGUUUGAUUCAUGGAUCAUCCUCGAUAGGGGGUUUCAAAUCGAUAGCCAGUAAGCUAGGACUCGAUAGAUGUACGUGGUGCGUUCAAAAUGCUCGUUGUCAUCAUAAGGAUGAUAAUUACGGUGUGUGUGGAGAGGACACUCCUUCACAAAAUCCCGGCUGGUGGGGAGCUAAAGGAACUGAAAUCGAGAACGUAGAUCAAUGUACACAGAAGGAUACACGUCCAGGGUUAACAUUCUUGAAGUAUCUUGACCCAGUUAAUUGGUCCAUGCCGGAUACGGUCAUGAUUGUAAAUGCAACAAUGGUCGAUUUCAACGUUCCUUCAACGACCACUCAUACAGAACAGUUGUUUAAUGGGCAGAUUGUAGCCAGGCUUCUUGGGUUCAUCCGCCCACCAGCUGUGUGGGAAGGAGCAGGAGAAAGACUAAGAGCUUGUGCAAGUUAUUCCCAAGCUGUAUUGCAUAUGGCAAUAACAAAUAGACAGAACUCUGAUUUCUCGACCAAGAUUAUCCCUAGCGUAACUGCUAACAUAACAGCUAGUCAAACCAUUUGUGAAAUGGCACAAUGGCGGAGUCUUGAACCAUGGUUUCGAGUAAUGGUAGAUUUUCAAGCAAAACGCAAUAUAAACGUUGGCAUUCAGAGUCAUCAUCAGCAAGUCAGCAAAAUGGGACUACAGCACAGCGCAAUCAACCAAGAAAAUGCCAAAGCAUUCACGUUUGAGUUUUUGGAACCGUACUCUAAUGGUUCCUGUAGUACCUACCUCAAUUGUCUUCACUGCUUAUCGGAUUCCCUAUGCGGAUGGUGUGAAAUGACUAAUCUUUGUAUUUCACGACAGGAAAAAGAAUCAAUAAUGUGCAGGAAGGGAGAUAAUUGGCGCUAUCUAACAGUACAACCAGCACAAUGUUCCAAUUGUUCAAACUAUAUUUCAUGUGAGCAGUGUAUAAAUACUGGGCAGUGCGAAUGGUGGGUAGAAGAUGCUCGCUGUUCACGUAAGGGCCGAUCAGUGACGGCGGUUACCGAAUUGGAACAAUGUCCAGUUCCAUGUUACCUUCGAACCGAUUGCUCUGCCUGUCUUAAUGAGCGAGGGCGUUGCGUUUGGUGUGAAGCAACUAGUCAAUGUUUUAGUUUUUCAGUAUACACCAGCGAAUAUCAGUUUGGAUUGUGCCGUGAGUGGUUGGAUCAAACGAUGCCGAUUGGGAUGACACAGUCACAGGAUUCAAAUACUAGUCCUGGAGGCAACGCUGUACAAUCGACGCAACAAUGUAAGUCAUGCGCUAGUCUUCAGAACUGUUCCUACUGUUUGAGAUCGCUUAGCUGUGGAUGGUGCUAUGAUGUAGACAAUCCUAUUGAAGGAGUCUGUACGCAAGGAGAUUUCAAUCGCUCUGCCUUGGAAUGUCGAACGAUACUAAAUGUUACUACUGAUAAUGUGCGUUGGUCGUAUGCACAAUGUCCCGAUGUUGAUGAGUGUGAGUUGGGCCUUCACGAUUGCCACGAACAAGCUGAAUGUAGCAACACUCAUGGUUCGUACACAUGUCGCUGCAGGAAGGGUUAUCUAGGCGAUGGUGUACGAAACUGUAUUCAGACCUGUUACGAAACAUGUGUUUAUGGUUAUUGUUCAGGAGGACCCGAAUACAAAUGUCAGUGCGACCUUGGCUGGACGGGUAUUGACUGCAGCCGAAACUGUGAAUGCAAUAAUCAUUCGACAUGCCUACAAGGAGUAGGCAAAUGUGAUAAAUGUAUGAACUGGACCGAAGGUUUGUACUGUGAAAGAUGUAGUCCGGGAAGUUUUGGAAACGCUACAUCUGAAAUAGGUUGUCAGUCAUGUGAUUGUAAUGGUCACGGAAACGAAGUUUUAGGUAUUUGUGAUUCUCAGACAGGUGAGUGCUACUGUCAAGAUAAUACCGAAGGACUCAAAUGUGAAAUGUGCAAUCGAAACUUCUACGGUGAUCCAAGAGGUGGUGGACAAUGCUAUUACCAGUGUGAGGCUCGUGGAGUACUGACACAAGUCGGAACAGAAGGAAUAGGUUCGUAUCAAGCACACCGUUCAGCGCGAGGUGGCGCGGAAGCACGCGAAUGUUUGUGGAUUAUAAGUCCAUAUAUAAAACACGGUGUUGAAUUAAAGAACGCCAUUAUUCAGUUUGAAAUUGAGCCGCACGAUAUGAAUGUCACAUGUGGACAAAAUGCAGUGUACGUGUACGAUGGUCUGCCAGAUUUAACUGGUGUCACACCACAAAAACAAUUGUUAGCCGUGUUCUGUAGUGAAGACAAAAGUCCGUGGCUCACAGAGGCGCGAUCUGGCCAUCUCACAAUCCACUAUAAGCAAGGAAGACAUGGUCAAGGUUUCAAUGCGGUAUAUAGUGUGAUGAGUUGCAUGAUAAACACCUGUAAACGUCCUUACAUUUGCGUCGAUGAUAAAUGCGUUUGUCCGAAAGGAUUUGCUGGGCCCCGAUGUUCGUUAAAAAUAUGUCCUUCUGAUUGUAAUGCUGAAUUAAAACAAGGAAUGUGUGAUAUUGGCUAUGGACGUUGUAUUUGUGCUAGUGGUUUUGGUGGAUCCGAUUGCUCACGGCUUAUCAAGUCAUCGAAUAUAGUUUUUACGGAGUUAUUUAAUUCGUAUCUUAUUUCUGAAAGUUUCGAGCACCUGCGAAAAACUUUGCCUCGCUUUGGACACUCGUUGGUAGCUGACCGCCGGGGUUCAUUAUGGAUGUUUGGUGGAUACUCACUGUCACAUGGGGUAUUAAAUGAUAUUCGCCAGUUUGAUACCAAAAAUAACACAUGGAUGCAGGUGACCGUUGAUUCAAGUCCAGAAGAUCGAAUGCCUCAAGGACGAUACUUUCAUGCAGCAGAAAUAAUUUUCUCAAGGCAAGCAAUCUAUAUCUAUGGUGGUUUAUCUCGCAAUCAACUGAAUCAUCAAAUCUUGGACGAUUUCUGGCAGUUUGGAUUGCAGACGCAACGGUGGAGCUUAGUUAAUCAGAAAGGGGCAAAACCACCACCAUUGGCCGGUCAUACAAUGACGUCGAUAAAGGAAUCGGAUAAAGAAGUACUUUUAGUAAUCGGUGGGUUUUCAGUGGAUACUGGAAUGCAGAACAAUGUAUGGAUGUUUGAUAUAAGUUCAAGCACUUGGUCAAAAGUUCUAACAUCCGGAGCCAAACCAGUCAGUAUUUUUGGUCACAGUGCAGUGUGUCACCCUUCUGCACAGAUUCUUUAUCUGUUUGGUGGAAUUGUCUAUAUUGAUGGGAAAACAAGAGUUUCAAACAAACUGUAUGCAUUAAACUUCAAAAACCUGAAAUGGACCGAGUUACCCGUGUUUGCUAACAGGCCUUCGGACUAUAUCCCACAGGCCCGUUAUCUGCAUUCAGCAGUCACCACCGAUAGUUACAUGCUAAUUUUCGGGGGUAGACCACAGCCAGGUGGCAGCAAUGAUGCAAUGCUGGCGUAUGUUUACAAGUGCAAUCAAUGGGUUCGAUUAAACAGUGACAUUGAAAUCAUAGGGAACAGCUUUGGACAAACCUAUGCCUCAGCUAUGACACAAGAUCCAGAAAAUGAGGCAUUCUAUGCGGUUGGUGGUUGGGAUGGAAGUAGUUAUAGCCGUGUUAUAAAAAUCAAUGUACCUCAAGAUCUGUGCGAUUUAUGGAGCAGCUCCAAAUACAUAUGUAGGCAUUACAUGGGCUGUAGUUUCUGUGCCAUCAAGACUAUAGAAGAUUACAUAUCACACUGUUAUUCUGUUGGGAAUUCAGAUGUAUGUGAUGCCCAGAAUGGUACACUUUCUUUCAACAAUGGUGCACCCUGCGACGAUGAAUGGAUCUCGAAACGUAACUGCUCGUUAUUCGACAACUGUUUAACUUGUCUUGCCUCAUAUCCUGCACACUUGGAAGCAAACCCAGCUUGUCAAUGGUGUCCAGAUUGCGGAAUGUGUUUACCAUAUGAGUCGGAAUGUGAUUCCAAAACAAAAUGUGCAUCUAAUCAGACAUCCGUUAGCAUGUUGGAGAAUUGUCCGGCUAUCUCCUGCGCUGCGUCGGAUUGUGAUAGUUGUCAUUCGUUACCUAAUUGCUCUUGGACAUUUACUGGAAAACAAUACCAGUGUCAGCAGCGAAAUGAAACGGAUAGCAACAAAAAGCCAGCAGCAUGUCCGUCAAACUGUCACACGCACACAACAUGUAGCAGCUGUUUGAAUCAAUCUUCAUCAGAAGGUGGUUGGUCGGAUUGUAAAUGGUCGACACAACUAAGCGAAUGUAUCUCACCCAGUUAUCAACCCUUGUAUUGUGCUGGAAGUAUUUGCGGCUUAGUAUUAGGACCUAGGGACAUUGAACAAUGUCCAGAAUCAUGCGGUACAUUUUUGCAAUGCGCUACAUGUUUGCGACACGCACACUGUGGGUGGUGUUCUCGAAACAGCACAGAAGGAGAUGGUGUCUGUACCGAAGGAUCUUUAGAUAGCCCCUUCGAUUAUCCAGCAGCUUCGACAUGCGAUGUGAUUUAUAAAAUAAAAAAUCAAAUCAUCAAUAUUGAUCCGAGUGAUCGAUUCAGUUGGAACUAUGUAAAAUGUCCUCCGGAAAAUGAAUGUGCAAAUAGGCAUCACAACUGUAAUGUCAAAUCGGAGCGUUGUGUUGACUUAUUACAUGGGUAUGAAUGUCAAUGCGCUGAGGGAUACCGAACUGAUUCAUCUGGUGUGUGCGUUCCUGUUUGCAAACAAGGAUGCGUUAGGGGUUCCUGCAUAGAACCGGAUAGAUGUGAAUGUGACUUUGGAUAUGUGGGUGUUAAUUGCAGUAUACAAUGUCAGUGCAACGGACACUCCAAAUGUGCCGGACCAGAUCAGCUUGAUAAAUGUUUAGAAUGUCAUAAUAACACACUUGGAGAACAAUGUGAAAAGUGUAUGCCAUUUUUCGUUCGGGAUCCGCGUAACAAUGGCGAGUGCAUUCCUUGUUCAGAGUUCUGCCAUGGACACACGGACCUGUGUGUUUCCAGAGAAAUGGAACCAAUCGUUCAUAAUAUGAGUCGUGCGGAUUUGACAAAAUUUCUAACAGAAGGGCCUCAAUCUGACGCCUUAUGUUUGCGCUGUGAAAAUUUCACAGACGGAGAUCGUUGUGAUAGUUGCUUGCCAGGAUAUUUCCGUGGUGCUACCAUAGCAAGUGACCCUUGCCGACCAUGUCAAUGCCACGGACACGGAGACAUGUGUGACCCGGUGACUGGUGAAAAGUGUAACUGCGGUAACAAUACAGAAAGUGACAAUACUUGUUCGGCCAAGGGAAAGAAUCUGGCUUACAGUUGCUGGUCGAUGCAAUGCACCAAAUGCAAAGACUCCUACUCAGGUCAUCCAUCCAACGGGCAUCAAUGUUACAAACACAUAACUGUGGACUCCAGAAUGUGCUUCGAUGCAAAAUCGAUUGAUGAAUGCAAAAUUAAGCCGCAACCUUUGAAACCUGGCCAAACAGUAUUUUUUGUCAUACAACCGCGUUACAUGAAUGUAGAUAUUAGGUUCAUGGUGGACGUGACACAAGGUGAAUUAGAUUUCUACAUGAGUCCCAACGACGAAUCGUUCGUAGUGCAAUCAAAUAUCAGCUCCGGACAUCACGAUAUCUACCUGGAUAGUCGUUAUUCGUGGCUACACGAUGUUGUUGAUAUUAGUUCAGUGGACAGUUUAAAUAUUUAUCCGCUGAAUGUGAACAGAAACUACUCGGAGAUCAACAUGGAUCCUCCGUUGCCUAUAGGUUCUAUAUCCAAUUCACACUGUCGGAUGGAUACUGAAAAAUAUUUCUAUGUCAAAGAUCAAUUUGCAAAAGAUCUGAUUACUUAUGUGACACUGCAUCAGUGUAACUCACUUCUUAGAGUCUUUGGAUUGAAGAACCGUCUGGUAGUAACAUUACCACAUACUAUCCAUUCCUUAGGACAGACUAAAUUCUACAUAGCGUUGCGAGCGCGAGCUGCAUCUACGGCAAGCUAUGGAUUAGUAUUUUUCCGUCAGGAUCAGUUGCAUAUCCAUUUGUUUGUAUUCUUCUCCGUAUUUUUCUCAUGCUUCUUCUUAUUCCUUGCGAUUUGUGUUUUAGCUUGGAAAGCGAAACAAGCAGCCGACAUGCGUCGCGCUCGUAGGCGCCAUGUGGUUGAAAUGUUGCACAUGGCAAAACGUCCGUUUGGCCGUAUAAAUUUAUCACUGGAAAGCCCCAGUGAAACCCCCGCGAGUCACCGUAGACGUGGGCGGAGUAAACACUCAUCAUUAGUACAGCAAGACAUUGCACCUGUUGCGUUGGAACCAACGUCAGACAAUGUGGCUGCUGUCGGAACAGUAUUCGUUCGUCUUCCAGGUAAGCACAAAUCGCAAGUUACGUUAGCACUAGCAUCGUCGUUGGUAGUGCUAUUAAGAAAUCAAACUACGUACAAUCGAGCCUUCCACCGGCGGAGAGGCUCGUCUCAUCAUCAAGCUCAAAAUUUACAGCAACAACUGCAGCCUUUGCAGCAACAACCGGUUCCGCCCAUAUUUAUUGAUGUGCCCCAUGAGCAGGUACCGCUGCAACCAUUGGCACUGAAUAGGUUGCAAUAACUUUAGUAGAUACAAAAUUAAGACUUAGUGAGGACUUAAUUAUUUUGAAAAAAUGACGACGGUAAAAGGAAUAAAGUUCCUAUAUCAUUGACCAGAUAUGGUCAAUUUUUCCAAAACCGCCAGGUGCACAAGUUUAAAAUGUUCUUUGUUUUCGUAAAAAUAACCGAGUAUUUAAAAAGGAUGGCGAAAUAUUUUGUGUUCAAAGUAUUAGCUCCAAUCCAUAUUUUUGCAAUUGAUGGAUACCAUCUCAAAAAAAUCUUCAUCUUUGACAACCAUUCAUCGAGCCAUUUUCGUACAUCCCCAUAUGUUUGAAAGUAUUGCUCAGUCAGUGCAUGUCCUAUCGAUGAAAAUCGGUGAUCAUUAGAAAGAACCAAAUCUUACGAAUACAGCGGGUGCGGUAGAAUUUCGCAGAUGUUCAUGCUGCAGAAUGACCCGAGCGUGUGUCUUAGUGCCCGUUCUGGUCGUUUUCCGAUUAUUGUGUUGAUUAAAUUGAUUAUUUGUUGAUGGUAGCGGAUGAUAUUAACUGUUUCACCGGACUUCGAAAUAUACUGCUUCUUUCUGAUUGCACCGCUCACGUAGCAUUAUCUUUUUCUCAAAUUACUGCGAUCUUGGUUGUCCGGGCAUUACCCAUGAUUUUUUGAAUUUCGGAUUCUCAAAAUAUCAAUCUUUCGUCGUCAGUUGCAGUGCGAUGCAAAAAACACUUUCGUAGCGAACGACAGAUGGAAAAGCAAAAAAACUCAGUGCGAAAUGAUCUUUUUACACUACAAAAGAGUUUUAUGCAUUGCAUUGCAACUAUAUUGUCAGUUAAUUUUCGUUUAUAGUCCACUGGAUUUUUUUUUUCACUGGACUAGAAGCGAAAACGUCUAGUCGCCAAAAUACGAAUAAAAACUCGAAUUUUCACCACACUAACACGAUACAACGUGCUCAUUCGUUUAGAGUUGUCCCAUGACUCUCAGCUGAUCGGAAAUGGCUCGUUACCAAGUGACAUUCUUCUGCUUCGCCAUCAUUUGACGUUUUUGUGCAUCAUUUUCAUCCAAUAGUGAUCAUAGUUUGCCAUUUUCGAUAACUUUUCUAAGUCGUUUUCAUUCGAUUAAACCAGAAAAUAAUAACAUUCCAAAAAUUUUGUUUAUUUGGUUCGAAAUUAGGCUUGUUUAACACGAAUUAAACCAAGUAACAAAUAUGACGUUUUGAAGAGGGGGGGGGGGGCAACCAUCAAUAUAGCACCAUCUGCUGCCAACAAAACAACUUUUUAAACUUGCGCACCUGGUAAAUCGAGUAGUUACCUUGACAGUUUGAUUCAUAGUAUUUUUUUGUUUCAAUUAUAGAGGGUUUAACCUUAAAGUCAUUCGUCUCUUCGGGUCAGAAAAGCUUUCUGACCCUACGUGCGGGAUUGGGAAUCGAACCCAGGUGGGCUGCGAGAAAGGCAUCGACUAACGCAACACGCUAUACCCGUCCCCUAAAUCCAUACUAUUUUUCGUUUUCACUAUUCUCAUUUACAAAAUUAUUCGAACUUUAUAGUAGAUGAACUCGAUUAUCUGCCCUGCUGAGUUUUUUUUAGUUACUGCAAACGUACUUUUUUCGCUAGGCAAAGUAACCAUUGUGUAAAGGGCAUUUUGUUUUCUCGUCGUUUGAGUCGAGGAAUCAAUCCAUCGCCUAAGGGCCAAUUGCGAGCGUACACUAUACCCAAGUAACAAUUCGAAUGCCUAAUGGUUUUGAUUGUAAUUUAUAGGAGUUUUGUAAUUGAUUUUUCAAUCACUACCUGUUUUAUGACGACUAUAAUAAAUGUCUCUUUUGACAAGUAAUAUCAUAGUUCUUAAAGCUUCUAUAAAACUUUUUACCCAGACUAACAACUGGACUAAAAAUAAAACAAUGUGUACUAGAAUAAAACCAUGCAAACACUCUUAAUAUUGCUUUCAAACAUUUUCUUUAAAACAUUAUUGUCAGUUAAAUUCAUUCAUAAAUCUAGUUUUGUGUGUGUGCGUGCUCAUUGGAUGGCAGUUUCACUCAGAGCAAAUUUGAGGGUUCUAAAGUAUAUUUAUGACACAUUUGUUGUGGGCUAUUUGAUUUAUUGUUUCUUGGGUUGAGCGUAAUUUGCAUUAAAGAAAAUUUCAUGGCCGCCAUUAUGAUGUCCUAUACCGUAGCAUUUAUUGACAUCAAAUAUACUUCGAAAUGCAAAAACGAAUAAAAAUGAUGGGCUUUAAUGAUUCAUUUUCAGAACGUAUACACAAGUUUUAAUGUUACGAAAUAGUUUUAUACAAAAAUGACGAAGAAUCACAAAAAAUAAUUUUUAAAAAUCAUGGAGAUUUUCGCAAAAACUGCAUUUAUUUCAAGGCGAUUAGUUAUAAUUCUUAUUUUUACCCAAACAUUCACGAUAAAAAUAAAAGCGCAUGAAGUUUUUACGUUCGGAAAAAACCUCAAACUUGUAAAUAAAAUCUAAUAUAUUCUUACUGGUUGCAUUCAAAGCAGACAUGACACACACAUAGUUAUGAAAAAUAUUAUCAAAACGACAAUUUAUUCAUAGCGGAAUUCAUUCCUUCCGAAUAAUUUAAAUGUUGAUCGUAAAGCUGGUUUCAAAAUUUUCUUGAAUUUGGAGUUUUAACACAGGUUUAUGCUAAUUCUUCACUUUGCUUUAUAAACCUUAUGAAGAAUGGUCCACUUGGCAGGAACAUGCUCUUAUAGAGGUUUUCAGUAGGAUUUCGUGGAGUUUAAAGUUUUAAUGCAAGAUUUAUUAUGUAGCAUUAAAGACAGCUACAAGUAUUUAUUAAUAUUAAAAUUGUUACUUGGGUAAUGAGCUGUGAUUUUUUCAAUCAAUAAUUUUUUUUCAACUAAUUGCAAGAUUGCGUGGCACAUACUAAAUUGGUGCAGACAUGCGGCACAUCUUCUCCCUAUAGAGGCAUCACAAAGAUCACUUAAAAUUUAGUUUUAGAAAUAUAAUGCUUUUAAUGAUCAUUAGGUGUGUUAAACUAUUUUUUGUACAAAUGUAAUUGACGAUUUACAAUCAAAGACAAUUAUUUAUAGACAAAAUAUUAGCAAGACAAGCAGUUUCAAUUAGACAUUUAAGGUGAUCGAUCUCGGGAUGGAUGAGUGCUGUAAAUAUGAUUACUAGAGAGAGGGAGAGAGAAAAGUGUGCAAUUAAAAGUUACUAUUUGAACUAUACUAAAACAAGAUAGUACAUUUCCAUACAUGUAAAAAUUAAAUGAAAAAAUGAGACUUAUAGAAGGGCAUCCGUGUACCGAUGACUGUCCAACAGAUAUUGAUUCUUAGAAUAUACUAUAGCGCGUCGUAAAAAAACAAUAUCUGUAAAGUGUAUAAAAACGAACGACGAAUUAUUUUAGAAUAAAAUAGGAAAGGUGUUGUGUUUUCUUGUAUUAGUUUUAAGAGAAUCUCAAGUUA